AAGAGGACUUUGUUGGUGGGUCUGCAAAAUGGAACCCAACGAGCCACAGUCAUCAGACGUCCAAACUGUCAUCGUCGGUCGCUUGGGCGAUUUCGCUCGUGAUCUCACUGCAAUGAUUGAGACUGUCAAGCUUGGAAGGCUCCAUAUUACAAGCGAUGAAUACAACUCUAUGGAGACAGCAAGUCUAGAUCUUGCGAAAGCGGUAGACAACAUUGUCGAGGAAGUGAAGGCAUUGGGAAAGAGACGAAAACCCGCUGUUGUUGCAGAAGGGCAAAAACUCUUAUCACGGGCAGAGUUUACUAAGUUGGAAUUAAUGGCCAGCCAGGAACCGAGAAGUCAGGUCCUCUUUGUCAGAAACAUGCAGCUGUUCUUCAACCCGCCAGAGGAAUCGAAACUGGAUUCCCCUGCCGUUCAGAAACGCAAACAAUUGACUCGUGAGCGCUGUGAAAGACUGAGGAGCCUUACCCCGAACAAAAUGAUCUUGUGGGCAGCAGCAUUCGCUCCUAGUCUCUGGGACUCAAAUUUACUUCAGAAGAGCACAUUUGAGUUCGUCGUUGAAUUCCUGGAGCCUGGGAAUUCACUACAGUGGUCAUUACCUUGAUGCCUAGCAAAACACACUGAUCCGUCAACGAGGCAGAUAUCUGCUCCAUGCUCACCAAACGUAUGCACUGGGCCGUAUCCGUCUCCAUUAUAUGUCAAGGCGGAUACAGCCUCAUAUCACAACAA
Penicillium brasilianum is the source of this 726-nucleotide messenger RNA. The record is from the annotation of a GenBank genome assembly. Lineage: Eukaryota; Fungi; Ascomycota; Eurotiomycetes; Eurotiales; Aspergillaceae.